Molecule: messenger RNA, 1899 nt
Organism: Xenopus laevis (African clawed frog)
Lineage: Eukaryota; Metazoa; Chordata; Amphibia; Anura; Pipidae
Gene: hsdl1.L
Product: hydroxysteroid dehydrogenase like 1 L homeolog
Exons: 5
Coding region: 165-1133 (322 amino acids)
Cellular component (GO): endoplasmic reticulum membrane; mitochondrion
Molecular function (GO): very-long-chain 3-oxoacyl-CoA reductase activity; estradiol 17-beta-dehydrogenase [NAD(P)+] activity
Source: RefSeq, a predicted model, not a curated record
GGCUGCAAACAGCAGACAUGAUCAGUGGAUUGCAGAGUGAGCACCAUAUUGCACUGUCUGCUGUUUACAGCCUACCAGUCAAGAGCUGAUUGUUAGGUGAAGUACAGGAGACAGAGGGGCUACAUAAAGAUCUGUUUCACUGCUCCACACGGGCUGUGAUCAAUAUGGCGGCUGUGGACAGCUUUCACCUUCUGUAUCGUCAAGUGGCUUGGUCUUGUCAGGGUCACAUGGAGUUGCUUGCUGUGGUUGGAGCACUGUAUACAGCUGGAAAAGGUCUCAAACUCAUCUGUCAAAGCUAUAACCUCAUCAGAUUACACAUCACCCCUCUUUUGCUCAGCAGGACAAACUUGGCAAGGCGAUAUGGAGAAUGGGCUGUAGUGACUGGAGCCACAGGUAGCAUAGCCCAAGCAUAUGCUCAAGAGCUGGCACGCUGUGGUAUGAAUAUUAUAUUGGUUGACAACAACAGAGAAAAGCUACAGAAAGUAUCUGAUGCCAUCAAUGCAGCACAUGGAGUAAACACCAGUUUUAUUGAGGUGGAUUUUUGCAAGGGCCACGAAGCUUAUCGUCCAAUUAAGGAAGCAUUGAGACAUGUGGAAGUGGGAAUCUUGGUGAACUGUAUUGGAGAUUUUCUAGAAUAUCCACAGAGUGUUCUUGAGUGUCCUGAAGAACAACUGUGGGAUAUUAUCUAUGUCAGUGUUUCUGCAGCCACAAUUAUGGUAAACAUAGUGCUACCAGGAAUGGCACAAAGAAGAAGAGGAGCAAUAGUCAAUGUUUCCUUCAGGUCCUGUUGCAAGCCUGCCUUUCCAAUGACCAUGUACACUUCAUGCCAGCUUUAUAUGGAUGGUUUCACCAAAGAACUGCAAUCAGAGCUCACUUCUAAAGGGAUCUUUGUGCAAUAUCUUACGCCGCUGUGUGUAGCAACAAAGAGGACCUUCCGUUACAGGCCUUCACAACGAUUUCCCUUCUUGGUUCCAUCACCAGAAGUUUAUGCUCAUCAUGCUGUCCAAAUGCUGGGGGUUUCUCAUAGGACUACAGGCUAUUGGGCUCAUUCGAUACAGCUUGCUGCUGCAUGUUGGCUUCCAGACUGCAUAUUCCAGCUCAUGGGAAGGUUCCUUCAACCUACACAGGAAUGAGCAUUUCAAAUUCAGAGUGAUGUUAUUGUCAUUGUAUGACCAUUUCCCCAACACUUUGGUAUACUUUAUGGUUUUAUUAGUACAUGGGUAAGAAAUGAUGCCAUCAAAAUAUGAUAUAAGUGAUUAAGUUAACAAAAUCAAUAAGUAGGAAAGGUACAGAGAAGCCGGUGAUUUGCUCUACUGUAUACAGUAAACCGUAUAGCAGAGAUUGACAAAAUACUCUAAAGCAGUUGAAAGAAACAAGUCCGUUCCUACAGCUGAAUUAAUAUUAAAGCAGGAGUAAAUAUUAAAGGGGUAAUUAACCUGUAGGUUCUUUUAUUAUAUAAUAGUAUUGCAUAUAUGAAGUCCUAUUCUUUGCAUCUUCAUUUUAUUUUUGUUUUACUUAUGAAUUCUUUCAUUCCUCCAGCAUUUUUCCAACUUUCAGCUCGCUGAUCCCGUCAACCAAUUUUUUUUGUUCCAUUUUAUACAUUUUCUUUCUAUUCAGGUCUUCCCCUUUUCAUUUUCAGUCUCUCAUUCAAACCACACCUGGUUUCUAGGGUAAAUUGGACACUGACCACUAGAUAGCUAGAAAUAAUUUUAAAACCUUAAAAAAUAAAAAAUUCAAAGUCUCUUUGAAUAUCACAGUCUAAGGGCAUGGGCACAUGUGCAGAUUCAGUGAAAUUUAGUCGCCUGGCGACUAAUAGCCUCUCCCCGAACUGCCUUCCCCCUGCCUUCCCCCUGCCAUAAUGGGAAAAUGCCUGCGCCAAUGCACUUGCGGCACUUCGAU